UCAAUGUGUGAGAAGCUUUCGAAAAAUUACAGAGAGACUAUAGUUUGGUUAUGACAGAGUAACUACUAUAACCGAGGUAAAGUACACAAAACUGACCAAUUUAGAUACAGGAAAAAAGUAAUGAAUUCCAUCUAAAUAUUUUGUUAGCUUCACUUUGUUUGGUCCCAGAUUCCUUUUACUUCACAAUAUAUAAUGAGAUAUCGAUGUGGUUGUUUAAUGAUUUUAAAACUACAAAAAAAAUGUUCAUAUAGCGUGACAUAAUCGAAGGUAGUUUUUUUCCGAAAUUCUUCAAAAGCUCGAGAACAAAUCAUCGUCCAAGGUACUUCUCGACAAGUAUGCACCAAGUUUCGGGUGGAAAGGUAAUGUUUGCCCGUCGUGAUAGCCAGACAAUAAUCAAUCUGAUGACAAUUAUUCAGAUCCUUAAAAAAAGGCUUUAUCCAGUUUCAAAGCGGUCGUUAAUUAGGCAAGGCUCGCCGAUGACGAACGUUCAUUAAAGUAGUCGCAGAUUAAAAUCCCGAACGCAAUAAUACAUCUUAUUGUCCCUAGCACUUACCAACAUCGAAAACCAGAAUUUCGUUGGAUUCUGUCACUUCCUCAAGAUCAGAAAGCCAACGAACUCCGCCAAAUACGUAAAGUUUAUCUGCAAUGGCGGCCGCGCAAUGUCCGUCACGAGAUGGCAACUUUGCGUCCAUUUCUACUUUCUUCCAUUCAACUUUUAUAUCAUUUAGAAGCCUUGUUCCAUAAGUAACCGGUGCUGAUGAUUCACUUCCCAUUUUUGCCUUGAUAAUAUAAAAAAAAUUUAAAGAAAACGUGAGCACACGACUGAAUGAACCUAAUCGUUUAGUACUGCAGCGCGAAAUUCAGAUUUUGGCGGGAAAGUCUCUAACUUGUCAAUGACAAGACUGGCCAAUCACAACAAACAGUAGCAAAUCGAUUUCGUCCAACAUGGCUGACGGUACAGGGAAAACUGCCGAUGUCGCAGAAGAGAAAAUACCUUUCAAUUUUUUCAAGAAAAUACCGAAAAUUGAACUUCAUGCCCACAUAAAUGGAUCCAUAAGCACAGAGACGAUCGAGAAGCUCAUCAAAAGAAAAGUUGAGCAAGGAAACAAUGACUGUCUUGUGUCCCAGUGGCAAACAACAAUUCACAAGGGAGAACAGCGAGAUUUAAGCGAUUGUUUGUCAAUGUUUGGCAUUAUUUACCAGCUUGUAGAUGACACUGAAGCAGUGUUUCUGGUGACAAAAAGUGUUAUUGAAGACUUUGAGCAGGAUAAUACAAAGUACUUAGAACUAAGAAGCACACCCAGGGCCAAUCCUGAGACAGGGAUGACAAAGCAGUCCUACAUAGAAGCAGUCUUAAAGGCUAUUGAGGAAGCUAAAAGGACAGCCCCCAACAUAACAGUGAGAUUUAUACCUGCAAUAAAUCGGAGGCUUGGCCCAGAUGAUGCCAUGGAUACUGUGCACUUAGCCAUACAGUACAAGGAAAAAGCCAAAGGGAUUAUUGUGGGCCUAGACUUAAGUGGAGAUCCAAAGGCACAUGAUUCAAACAAUUUUAUUCCUGCCCUGAAACUGGCCAGAGAAAAUGGCUUAAAACUUGCCUUGCACAUUGCAGAGGUUCCUGACCUGGAUGAAUCAAGAGUGUUGCUAAACUUAAUCCCAGACAGAAUAGGACAUGGAACCUGUAUUCGUCCCGAAAAUGGUGGAUCAGAAGAUUUUGUGAACAUAGUAGAGGAACACUCUAUUCCUAUUGAACUUUGUCUCACAUCCAAUGUGAAGACCAAGACUGUUCUAUCAUAUUCUGAACAUCACAUGGGCUAUUGGUACAGCAAACAGCAUCCUUGUAUUGUUUGUACUGAUGAUAAGGGUGUGUUUUCUACAACAUUAUCAGAAGAAUACUCUCUGAUGGCCAGGACAUUCAACCUCACAGAAGAACAAGUGUGGAACUUGACAUUUCAAAGUAUUGAUUAUAUUUUUGGAGGAGAGAAUUUAAAAGAUGACCUUAAAGAGUUGUGGAGAACUGAGAAAGAAAAGAUUAUUUCUUCACUUCAUUAACAAUUUGAUCUGAACUUAUGUAUUACCACUUAUAAUUGUUAAUUAUUUUUAUCAAAUAAAAAACUCUUGACAUA
Messenger RNA from Pocillopora damicornis (cauliflower coral), 2123 nucleotides. Its product is annotated as N6-Methyl-AMP deaminase. Gene Ontology annotation, biological process: adenosine catabolic process; inosine biosynthetic process. The record is from RefSeq and is a predicted model, not a curated record. Gene Ontology annotation, molecular function: adenosine deaminase activity. NCBI's taxonomy places the organism in Eukaryota, Metazoa, Cnidaria, Anthozoa, Scleractinia, Pocilloporidae.